CAGCGACAUUUUAUUGACUUGUGACAAAAUUGUUGGUGACAUUUGCUGUUUGCUAAGUCAUAGGCUACAUAAAGAUUAAUUUUCCUUAGAAAUAUUAUCUUAAAAGCCUAUUGUGCAAAUUCGAUUGAGGUCAUUUGUUUGCCGAUUUGACGUCAUAAACACAUUUGUUAAGCUUAAUGUGCACCUUGUAGUUUACAUCUUAUUAAAUAUUCAUAAGAUAAAAUCAUAAUGAUGAACCUAAUAAGCGCCCAAAACAGUUAUAUCAUAAAAACGAUGGCAGAAAGUCAGUUUAGAGAAAUUUGUCCAAAGCUGUUUUUUCUAGUGUUGUUAUUUAUUUUGGAGUGUUUUUGCCUUGAAAAUUGCAAACUUGAUGCAAACAGUGUUUAUAAAAAGCCUGUUCAGUCAUGGCAAGAGAACAGAAAUGGUGAUAUUGGACCUGACAAUUCAUAUUUUCCUUCUUUUGUGUUUCGAGAUGUCCCAAGCUAUAACACCUACCAGUGCUUUAUGGCUUGUUAUAAAGAUACCAGAUGCAAGUCCUACAACUAUGGAGUCAACAAGUGUGAACUGAACUUAAGCGACAGGGAAUCCCAAGAAAGUUCUUCAGCAGAUUCAGCAAGUUGGGUUGAACAUGAUGGCAAAUGGGUUAAAAAGGAAAACGGUCUUAUUUCUCUCAAUGGUUACAAAUAUUAUUCUCGAGAUGCUUUCAUUUCUUUAAAAAAUCCUUCAAUACGCUGCUUACCAAACUCCUGCAAGACAAACGAGCAAUGCUCUCCUGAUCCUUUGUCCUCACAGGCGAUAGUGUGUCAGAAAAAAGAAUUUUCUCCUAAAGAUUUUUUUGUUGAUUGGACACAAUGGGGGCAGUGGAGUCCAUGCACAGUGACUUGUGGUCAAGGAAGUCAGCAAAGAACAAGAUCCUGCAGUUCGGCGAAACGAGCAUGGAUGUGUAGAGGCGGCAACAUAGAAUACCAGCUGUGUUCAACAGCAGAAUGCCCAGUUUGGAGUGCUUGGGGGUCAUGGAGUAGUUGUAGAGCUACUAGAAAUUGUGGGUCAGGAUUGAAAAAUCGUACAAGAGUUUGCCAAACUGAAGUGCCACAACAUGCGAACCUUUGUGUUGGCAACAAAACACAAGCAGUUGACUGUAAUUUGCCAUCAUGUACAGUUCCAAUUCGAUUGAGCAACAAAACACAUGGAUACGUUUCAAUUUAUGACAACAGCAACAUGUAUAAACCCGAGUGGCGACAUGUAUGUCAGGGUGAAGCAGCUUCAGAAGAUGGUUUUCUUAUGUUGAGAAAACAGACUAGAAAAGCAGUUUGCAGAAAUCUUGGAUUAUAUUUUGUAGGACUAGAAAACAACAUUGAAAAGACAACAACAGAGGGAUAUUUCAAACCAACUUCAUGUAAUGAAAAUUUACAUUAUCCAAUGCUAUGUGAGCAUGAGGAAUGGAAACUUCAACCUCCUUGCAUUCAUCUGUAUACAACAUGCACAGAGAUAAAAUUAUACAACAAACCAGCUAAUAUGAUCACAUGGAAUUUGGUUGAUGGUUACUGCAAAGCAGAAGGUAGAAGAAUAUGUUCUUAUGAAGAAAUUUUUCCUGAUGCAUCUACUAACUCUUAUACCCCCCUGGUCAGUGGUGUGCUUCCUGGUGAUCAUUGGGCUCCAGUCAGUAAUGAGGAAAAUGAGUGGGCCCAAAUUGGAGAUGAUAAUAAUCGAACUGGUUGGAUUUAUAGCCAACAUUUUGGCUUUCCAUAUUGGGGUUCAACGAAAGUUGUAUACAACUUCAAAGGAAACUACUUCUGUUGCAGAUGAUUGAACUAAAUUAAAGCUAUAUUGCAAAUCAUGUUGCUUAUUAGCUCGUGUUUUACUUCCCUUUUACAACAUUUAAAUAAAAGUUAUUAUAUUUUAUUGUUCGCUGUGAACUGUAAUUUUUGUAAUCCUUAUGUUUACCCCUGCCGUUUAUUACUCAUUAAUUAUUAAACAGGGUAAUAAGAUCUUUUUUGUUAGCACGUAGGGUCGUGGGCUAUGUGGGACAAUGACAAGAUAUAUGUUUGACAAAGUUGUUGUUACGAACUAGAACUGUUAUAGCUUAGCCAUGGAUACCUAAACCUAUUAGGUGUCUAUGGUUAUAUGCUUCCUACAUGAUA
This is a messenger RNA of Ciona intestinalis (vase tunicate), 2141 nucleotides long. NCBI's taxonomy places the organism in Eukaryota, Metazoa, Chordata, Ascidiacea, Phlebobranchia, Cionidae. The record is from RefSeq and is a predicted model, not a curated record.